AUGCAAAUCAGAGUACUGCAAGAAAUUGAUACCCAGUAUUCCAGUGGGAACAUUCGCAAGAAUGAACGUCCAGUACUGCAAGAAAUUGAUACCCAGUAUUCCAGUGGGAACAUUCGCAAGAAUGAACGUCCAUGGAUGCCGUCGUUGCCCUCCCAGGUUGAUCGUGAAUGGUCUUGUUCCAAAAGUUGGAGUGGGAGUGCCAUUCGCAGCGCAUAG
Molecule: messenger RNA, 216 nt
Organism: Echinostoma caproni
Lineage: Eukaryota; Metazoa; Platyhelminthes; Trematoda; Plagiorchiida; Echinostomatidae
Source: the annotation of a GenBank genome assembly